GGAACGCCCAUUGGUCCAAAAAGGCGUUAUGAAAGAUUGAGGGACACUAGCAGAGGAGCAAAAUUAUACAAGCGGCGGCGUCAAGGGAUUUAAAUCUUGUGCUGGGAGGAAACUUUUAACCAUGAGAGUCUUAAUCGGAGGAGGCUCUGGAUUUGUGGGUCGUGAACUGACGCGUCUUCUCAGAGACAAGGGCCACGAGGUCACAGUGAUAUCCCGUCAGCCUGGUCCAGGAAAGAUAACAUGGGGUGAACUUGAGUCUCGCGGCCUGCCGCCAUGUGAUGGUGCUGUCAACUUGGCUGGAGAGAACGUUCUUAACCCUCUCCGAUGGUGGAAUGAAAGCUAUAAGAAGGAUUUGUUCUCCAGUCGUAUCGACACAACUAAAGCUCUGUCUCAAGCCAUCGCUGCGUCUUCCAGUCCGCCUCACUCCUGGGUGCUGGUUUCAGGCAUUGCGUGCUACAAACCCAGUCUGACAGCUGAGUACACCGAGGACAGCGAUUGGACGCCAUUUGACCUCCUGUCACAGCUCGUCAAAGAGUGGGAGGCAGCGGCGUCCCUUCCUGAGAGGGCAGCGAAAACCACCAAACAGGUGGUGAUUCGUGCCGGGGCAGUGUUGGGUCGAGACGGCGGCGCUAUGAAGCAGAUGCUGCUGCCCUUCUGGCUGGGGCUCGGGGGAACUCUGGGCUCUGGAAGACAGCCGUUCCCUUGGAUCCACGUCACGGAUCUGGCAGGAAUCAUUGCUCGAUCUCUGGAGCCUCCUGCCAACACUGAAGUCACACACUCCUCACCACAGGUGUACAACGGAGUAGCACCCGCGUUCACCACCAACUAUGAGUUCACCAAGGAACUGGGUCGAAUUCUGAGGCGGCCCACAAUCUUUCCUGUUCCUGAGUUCGUCAUGAGCACCCUGUUGGGCUCCGAGAGGGCCGUGAUCCUCACUCAGGGACAGAAAGUUAGACCCAUGAAGACUCUAGAGUCUGGAUAUCAGUUCAAAUACCCAGACUUGACCUCAGCCCUGAAACAGAUUGUAGGGAGUUAACAGAUGCUGAACUUUAUGAUUGUGUUUCAUGAAUAAAAACUGUUGAUUAAAGCUG
Molecule: messenger RNA, 1091 nt
Organism: Cyprinodon variegatus (sheepshead minnow)
Lineage: Eukaryota; Metazoa; Chordata; Actinopteri; Cyprinodontiformes; Cyprinodontidae
Gene: sdr39u1
Product: short chain dehydrogenase/reductase family 39U, member 1
Exons: 6
Coding region: 122-1036 (304 amino acids)
Source: RefSeq, a predicted model, not a curated record